UAUGUGUGUUUGUGCGAAUGAAUGUGUGCACUGUCGACUGUAUGAACGAUUUCAAAUCGCUUUUUUUUUAAAAUUUCAACUUCAAUUAUUUUCCAAUUAGACGAUUUGCAGUUGUUUCAAUUGCGAGCCGCAUAAUUUAAUAUUGUUCAUGUGCAAUUAGGGAAAAAACGGAAUCAUUAGUGAAUCAAUAGCAGUGGGAAAAAAAGUCAUGUGUAAGUUUUGAUUGUGGUCGACAUAACGGAUACCAAAUUCUAGUAGCAGUAGCUGUAGCAGGCAAAGCAGCAACAAAUACAUGGAUUGAACGAAAGACAGUUCGAAUGAAUGUGGAUAAUGCAAAUGGCGACUUUUUUUUUUAUUGUCCCACAUAGCAGAAAGAGUAGCAGUAGCAGAACAGCAGUAGCUCGUCGAACUGAGGGAGAAAAACAACACCAGAAAUUGUCGCACUUUUCUCAUCACUCGCCAAGUGGAAUACAAGAAGACACAGCAGAAAGAGAAAAAAAACACAAGGAAAACUAUAAACAAAAGGAAAUCAGUUCGUUGAUUUUCGAUACGUGCCGUUUGACUCAGUUCAAGUGAUAGAACUAUAGCACACACAAAACCGAAUAAACAAUUAGAAAAAAUUGUGACAGCUGCACCAAUUACAAACAGAAAGAAAGGAAAAAAAUCGCUCCCAAAAAAAGCAACAACGUACAAAAAAAAAGAAGUUUUUUUUCCUCCAUCAUCAUCGUCGUCGUCGUAGUCAUUCCUCUGUCUUGGUGUCGAUUGUUUGAUUUGUUGUUUGAGUUGAUUAGCAAUAGAGAGAGAAUUUAUUGUGCUGGAAUUUUUUUUUGUCGUAUUUGCGAGCAACGCGUUGUUCAACGAGUUUAAACCAUUUGAAUAUUUUCAAGAGUGCUUAAUUCGUUCAUUGUUGCGACACUUCGUGUAACACAAAAUAGUGUGUGUUUUUUUUUUGUUGUUGUUAUUUUCGCUCGCUCGCUCGUUAUUGUUUUUUUUUCUUUCUUCCUUUUGUUAUUCAUUUCGAUGUUAAGGUUCAUCUCAAUCAAGCAUUGAAUUAAUCAUGCAUUACGAUAAAAUGAAAAAAAUCGAUGUGCUUUGGACAAUUGACUGGUGGAAUUGUGUUGCAUUUUUGUGAAGAAAAAUAAAUAAAUAAAUAACAAUAAAAGAGUAUCGACAAUUUUGCGUAGAAAUCAAUUUCGUGUGUGAGUGUUUUCAUUAUUUUUUUUUUUUUCGGUUGUUGGCUGUUUUCAAUGUGUGUGACACGAAUCGAAUGGGCUAUAAACGGGAUAGCCACAUGUGAGAGUGUAAUUUGUGUGUUUUUUUUUCUUCUCUAAAUUCUCUAUUCGAGCGCUCUCUCGGUGAAUGCAAUUUUUGCAAUGAGUGAGCGUGUAUUUUAUUAUCCACGACGAUCAUAAAGUGCAUUGAAGAAAGAAAAAAAACAGAAGAAAGACAAACAAAUAAAAGAACUACAACAACCGCACUCCGAGAGCAAGUGAGAGUGAGUGAGAGAGAAGCGUAGCUUAAAUGAACAAAUGAAUUAAAAUUGCCAAUUGCGAAUGUAAAUGACACCAAAGUGAUUGUGAUUCAGGCAAACAAUCACUCAUAGUGAGACACAUUUUUGAACAAAAACAGUGGAAAACAACACGAGACACACACCGAAGUCAUAUUUGUACAACAGCAACAACAACAACAGUGUUGUGUGCGCCUAUUUGUUGUUUUUUUUUCUUUCGUUUUCCGUGUGUUCGUUCAUUUUGAGAGCCUCAAAUCGAAAUGUGAAUCACCGCGUUCACCAUCAGUUCGUGUGCGUGCAUAUUUAUACAUUUUCUAAAAAGCGACGAAAUUUCAACCCAUAAAAAGAAGAUAAAUUUUUUUCAAAGGUUGUUUGAAAAAGAAAUGAAUUUCUCGACGAGAAGAUGACGAAGAGAAAAUGCUAUUUUGGCUGUUAAAUAAUCACUGAAUUGAAACAUCUAGUGCUAGAUACGGUUUUGAACGAGAAAGAGAUAGAGAGAGAGAGAGAGAGAGAGAGAAAGAGGGAAUAAAAUGCUAUGCAAACGGCGAAUAGAAUCAUCGGUUUGAUCGAAUUUAAAAACGCACACGAGCAACAACAUUUCUUUGAAUGGAUAUAUCAUGCAUUUGUUCCUGUUGUUUGUGUGACACAACUGGGCCAUAGAACGAUACAAAAACAACAACAACAAAACCACCACCACCGGAGAUCUAUUGAAUUCUGUGUGUGUUGUUAAUUCUCUUCGUCAUUUUGUUCUUUUUUUUCUGCUAGUUUUUAUCAGUGGCAUAUUAAUUUCAUCGUAAAUUGGUACAAUUUACAGCAGCAUCCAUACAUAUUCACGCUAUUUUCACACUCCAAAUGAUUGAGGAUUAGCCAAUAAAUUUGCUUUUUGCUCGUUUCCAACUUCGAUUCGGUUGUUACGUCAAUUAUUUAUUACCAGAAACAAGAGAGAAAUUCAUUUGCCAGCAAUUUUAAUUAGGCUACACAAAAUUGUACUACACGAAAAUAAAGCAGCAGCAGCAAAUAAACACGGCACCGGGGCCGCACAGUCAAAGCAAAUAAGAAAAGAAAAAAAAACAGAGAACAAGACGAAAUAAAGUGAGAGAAUACACGAGAGCUUGUGCGAUAGAGAGAGACAGAGAGGAAGGUGUAGAAAUCAAAUAUUCAAAGUCGAGACGCAUCGAACAUUUUGAAUAUAGAAAAGGAACGUGCUGUGAAGCAUAAAUCAAUUAUCGAUAUAGUGGAUAUAUAUCGAAACGAAGGAUUAUUUCUUUUCAACAACAACAAAAUCAUGGCUCAUAGCUCAACCUCAAUGGCGAAUGCAAGCAAUUUGCUCAGCUCGGAUAUAUCACGACGGAAUCCACAAGAUGAAUAUGAACUGAUUCAAAAGAUUGGCUCGGGCACUUAUGGCGACGUCUAUAAGGCAAAACGUAUCCAAAGCAAUGAGCUAGCUGCAAUAAAAGUAAUUAAAAUCGAGCCGGGCGAUGAUAUUCAAGUGAUACAACAGGAAAUAAUAAUGAUGCGAGAUUGUCGACAUCCGAAUAUUAUUGCGUAUUUUGGUUCGUAUCUGCGACGUGGUAAACUGUGGAUAUGCAUGGAAUAUUGUGGCGGUGGCAGUUUACAAGAUAUUUAUCAAGUGACCGGGCCAUUGAAUGAACAACAAAUUGCCUACAUGUGUAAAGAAACAUUGAAAGGGUUGGAGUAUUUGCAUUCGAAGAAUAAAAUGCAUCGCGAUAUCAAGGGUGCCAAUAUAUUGCUCACGGAGAAUGGUGAUGUGAAAUUAGCCGAUUUCGGUGUAUCAGCACAAAUAACCGCCACAAUAAAUAAGCGGCGAAGCUUCAUUGGAACGCCGUAUUGGAUGGCGCCUGAAGUAGCGGCCGUCGAACGAAAGGGUGGCUACAAUCAAUUAUGUGAUAUUUGGGCGACUGGCAUAACGGCCAUUGAGUUGGCCGAACUACAGCCGCCCAUGUUUGAUUUACAUCCGAUGCGUGCAUUGUUUUUAAUGUCAAAAAGUAGCUUUAAACCGCCCACGUUGAAGGAAAAAGAGAAAUGGUCGCCAACGUUUCACUCAUUUAUCAAGACAGCGCUAACGAAAAACCCGAAAAAGCGACCAACCGCCGAAAAGCUGCUAUCACAUCCAUUUGUUAUGAGCGACAUGUCUGUGCGCAUUGUCAAGGAUUUGCUACAAAAGUAUUUAAGCCCAAAUCAAUUUGACUUUUAUUCGGACGGUGAUGAUGACCUAUCGGGCAUUCCAAAUAACGUACCGCAACGGAUUGCGAGCCGUGCAACAUCCAGCCGCAGCAAUGGUUUGGCGAAAAAUCAACAAAAUCACACCAUAAAAAAUGCCCCAUCUUCGUCACAUUGGAGUAACGGCCGUUCGUCUAGCCCCGAAACAUUACCAAGUGAUAUGAGUCUCUUGCAAUAUAUCGAUGAGGAGCUUAAAUUAAGAGCGACACUACCCUUAACAACUGACACCAAAGAAUUAUCCGAUUGUAUGUGUCCACAUUUGUCGAAUUUGAAUCACAACAAUGGCAGUGAUAUGAAUGCACCGAAUGUUGUAACUGAUCUGAGUAACAUUUCCCAUCAAGGCUUCGAAUCGGACCAAUUACGCUUCGAUAUGUCACCAAUCACGGAAAUCAUCACCAGCAAUAAUUCACAUAGCAAUAGCAAUCGAAAUGGAGAUGUUAUUAGUUUAACGACAUCCGUUGCACCAACGGUAAUGAUGACGACGACGAUGACGACCACAUCAACAACGACCACGGCAACGGGCACAUCACCGACAGACGAUUCACGGUUACGUCACAGUUCAAUGGAUCGUUUGAUGAGCCUGCUUAAUGACCUAGGUAGUUCAACGCGAACGCGAAGCCUGAGCGAUGGUGGCCAAGAAGAAGAAGUGGAAAAAGAGAUUCAGCCAGAUAUUUUGAAUAAUACACCACCUGUGCCUCCGAAGCGAAUGCAUCGACGAAGGCAAACACCACCACGCCCCGUUUCGAAUGGUUUGCCGCCAACGCCAAAAGUCCACAUGGGCGCUUGCUUCUCGAAAAUCUUCAACGGUUGCCCGCUCACCAUUCACUGUACCGCAUCAUGGAUUCACCCGGAAACAAAAGACCAACAUCUGCUCAUCGGAGCCGAAGAGGGUAUUUUCAAUUUAAAUAUGAACGAACUACAUGAUGCAGCCAUCGAUCAGCUAUUCCCACGUCGAACCACCUGGUUGUAUGUCAUCAAAGAUGUGCUAAUGAGUUUAUCCGGCAAAAGUUCACAAUUAUAUCGACAUGAUUUGCUUGCACUGCACUCCAAAGAUGCCAAUCGAUUUUCGGUGCACAUGAAUCGAAUUCCAGAGCGUUUGGUGCCGAAAAAAUUCGCACUCACCACAAAAGUGCCAGACACAAAGGGCUGUACACAAUGCUGUGUGAUUCGAAAUCCAUACAAUGGAUAUAAAUACCUGUGUGGCGCGUUAACGUCGGGCAUUUUCCUUAUGCAAUGGUACGAUCCGCUGAACAAAUUCAUGCUGCUGAAACAUUGCGAAUGGCCAUCGUUAGCGGUUAAUAUUAGCGGUGUUAAUCCAGCAAUCAAUGGUGGAAUAACCAAUGUUUUCGAAAUGAUCAUUACACCCGAAUUAGAGUAUCCCAUUGUUUGUACCGGCGUGAAAAAGGGCAUCGGAGACUCGGUUAAGCUUGACCUCAUCAAUAUGAACAGUGGUGCCAGUUGGUUCCAUUCCGAUGAAUUGGAGAUCGAUCGAACCGCAACAAUGGUACCCAGACGAGAACCCAUCAAAGUAACAAAAGUAUUUCAGGUCGAUAAGGAUGCAAUACUGAUCUGCUAUGGUAAAACUGCGAAAAUCGUUACCAUGGAAGGAAAUCCUCGACAAAGUAGAAAAUUAGUUUCACAUUUAGACUUUGACUUUACCAUUGAAAGUAUUGUAUGUUUACCGGAUAGCAUUUUAGCAUUCCAUAAAAAUGGUAUGCAAGGUAGAUCGCUGAAAAAUGGCGAGAUCACCCAAGAGAUUUCCGAUCUGAGUCGCACAUAUCGACUCUUGGGAAGUGAUAAGGUUGUGGCAUUAGAGAGUCAUGUGGUACGAGCUGGAUCCCUGACACAGGAUGAGGGUCACGAUCUUCAUAUUCUGGCCGGCCACGAGGCUAGCUACUAAACUAAAAGCAGUAUUCAAUAGUUUCCUGUUCGUAAACAUUUCACAAAGAAAACGAAGAAGAAAAAGAAGAAAAAAUAAACACCGUAGAUGAUGGAAUAAAAUUUCAUGCGUUAAGCGCCCAAUCAGUGAUGGUUUUUUUUCAAAUGCAGCUCCUCCAAGGAUUGUGUUUACAAACGAUGUGUAUAAUUAGAAAGAAGAAGAAAUUAAAUAGUGGCAUAAAUCAAUUCGGUUCGAUAUAAUUUGAUUCAUUCGGUAGUUUGUUGUGCGCACCAUUUGCGCUUGGAUGAAUAGUAUUUAGUAGCGUUUAGUUAACGAAUUUCAAUAAUAGCGACACACAAGAAAGAACAUAGACAAGCGAAAACAAAAAAAAAUUAUGAUGAAAAAAAAAUUAAUCCUUUUUGUUGCACUGAGCGAAAAGAAACAAAAAUUCAAUUCUUGUUUUGUAUUAUUUUUUUUUUAAAGAAUUACGAUCGAAUUUUUAUUUAUUUUACAUGAUUCAAUCAAAAUUGAUUGUAGAUUUUCUUUGGGUUUUUUUUUAAUUUGGCCACACAGUAGCUUGGUUCAGUAUGAAGUCGAAACGAUUAUCGUGUAAAUCUAUGUAAAUAUCGAAUACGUGCGAGAGUCAUUGUCCCAUUUUGUGUUUUUUUCUUCUGUAUUUAUAUUUUUCUCUUGAAUUUCACUUGGAAAUGGAACGGGUCACUUUAUUUCCAAUGUGAAAUGUUGUGUUUUCGCUACGCACAAUCAAAUAGAAACAACCGUUUAUCUUAACUUUCCCUAAUAGUGGAAAUGAACUACGCUAUUUUAUCGAUAACAAAAACCUAUUGAAAAAUGGCAUAAAACAGAAAUUAGUUCCAGAAUAAUUGUCAUUUCAGUCAACAGCAACACAAAAUGUGUAAAGUAUUUUUUAAACAUAGCCACCCCAGUACAUUCCAAUUCCGUGACAACAGAAGCGCAGCAAAGCAAUUCCUUCGGAUUCAUAAAUAUAUGCAUUUUCUAUGCAAUCAGUUUCAGUCCAAAUAGCAAUAAAACCGACAACGAACAUAUUUCCAUACCGCAGCACAAUUUAAGACAAAAACCCUUCGAAAAAAACAGAAACUACACUGAAAUGUGUUUUUUAAAUUCGAAUUUUGUGUUUUUCAUUCGAUUUUUGAUUGAUAUAGCACUGAUAUAUGUGAACGAUUUAGCUUUCGAUUUCUUGUAAGAAACUGAAAAAUAUAGAAAAACAAUGUACCUAUUUUAGUAGGUUUAAUAAAUUAAACAAAUGAUAUCACUUAAGCCCAAGGCAAAA
Sitodiplosis mosellana (orange wheat blossom midge) is the source of this 6936-nucleotide messenger RNA. It is a transcript of the gene hppy, whose product is annotated as mitogen-activated protein kinase kinase kinase kinase 5. Bases 2793 to 5648 code for a protein of 951 amino acids. The record is from RefSeq and is a predicted model, not a curated record. Lineage: Eukaryota; Metazoa; Arthropoda; Insecta; Diptera; Cecidomyiidae. Gene Ontology annotation, biological process: protein phosphorylation. The transcript has 11 exons. Gene Ontology annotation, molecular function: ATP binding; MAP kinase kinase kinase kinase activity.